AUGGCAAGCAGAUCCGCCGAGCUUCUGUCGAGGAUGGCCGCCGGCGACGGCCACGGCGAGAACUCGUCCUACUUCGACGGGUGGAAGGCGUACGACAUGAACCCCUUCCACCCGCAGGACAACCGCGGGGGCGUCAUCCAGAUGGGCCUCGCCGAGAACCAACUCUCGCUGGACCUGAUCGAGGAGUGGAGCAAGGCCCACCCGGAGGCGUCCAUCUGCACGGCGGAGGGCGCCUCGCAGUUCAAGAGGAUCGCCAAUUUCCAGGACUACCACGGCCUCCCGGAGUUCAGACAGGCGAUGGCCCAGUUCAUGGGGCAGGUGAGGGGGUGGAAGGCCAGGUUUGACCCGGAUCGCGUCGUGAUGAGCGGCGGCGCCACCGGCGCGCAGGAGACGCUCGCCUUCUGCCUUGCCAACCCCGGCGAGGCCUUCCUCGUGCCCACGCCUUACUACCCAGGAUUCGACCGCGACUGCUGCUGGAGGUCGGGAGUGAAGCUGCUGCCGAUCGAGUGCCACAGCUCCAACGACUUCAGGAUCACCAGGGAGGCCGUGGUGGCGGCGUACGAGGGCGCGCGGAGCAGCGGCGUGCGCGUCAAGGGCAUCCUCAUCACCAACCCGUCCAACCCGCUGGGCACGACCGCGGACCGGGCCACGCUGGCCAUGCUCGCCACCUUCGCCACGGAGCACCGCGUGCAUCUCAUCUGCGACGAGAUCUACGCGGGGUCGGUCUUCGCCAAGCCGGAGUACGUGAGCAUCGCCGAGGUGAUCGAGCACGACGCGCCCGGCGCCGACCGGGACCUCAUCCACAUCGCCUACAGCCUCUCCAAGGACUUCGGCCUCCCGGGGUUCCGCGUCGGCAUCGUCUACUCGUACAACGACGCCGUCGUGGCCUGCGCGCGCAAGAUGUCCAGCUUCGGCCUGGUGUCCUCGCAGACGCAGCUCUUCCUGGCCAAGAUGCUCGGGGACGAGGAGUUCAUGUCCCGGUUCCUGCGCGAGAGCGCGCGGCGGCUGGCGGCGCGGCACGAGCUGUUCACGUCGGGGCUCCGCGAGGUGGGCAUCGGGUGCCUGGGCGGCAACGCCGGGCUCUUCUCGUGGAUGGACCUGCGGGGCAUGCUCCGGGAGAAGACGGCGGAGGCGGAGCUGGAGCUGUGGCGGGUGAUCAUCCGCAAGGUGAAGCUCAACGUGUCGCCGGGGACGUCGUUCCACUGCGGCGAGCCCGGGUGGUUCCGCGUCUGCCACGCCAACAUGGACGACGAGACCAUGGGGGUGGCGCUGAGCCGGAUCCGGGACUUCGUGCGCCAGCACCAGCAGCAGAAGGCCAAGGCCCAGCGCUGGGCCGCCAGGAGCCACCUCCACCUCAGCCUCCAGCGCCACGGCGCCAUGGCGUCGCAGUACCACGCGCUCUCCAGCCCCAUGGCCGCGCUGCUGUCGCCCCAGUCUCCGCUCGUCCACGCCGCCAGCUAA
Molecule: messenger RNA, 1461 nt
Organism: Triticum turgidum subsp. durum (durum wheat)
Lineage: Eukaryota; Viridiplantae; Streptophyta; Magnoliopsida; Poales; Poaceae
Source: the annotation of a GenBank genome assembly